This is a messenger RNA of Misgurnus anguillicaudatus (oriental weatherfish), 2849 nucleotides long. The record is from RefSeq and is a predicted model, not a curated record. Lineage: Eukaryota; Metazoa; Chordata; Actinopteri; Cypriniformes; Cobitidae.
AUACCUCAGACAUGCGACUGACAGGCCGUUACCACGGAGAUCACCGCUGCUUGAGUGUCAGACACCUGAAGUUUCAACUAUUCGCCUAAACCACCCUUAUAAUACUACAACAACCACCAGAGAGAGAGAGAGAGAAAGGGAGAGAGAGAGAGAAAGAAAGAGAGAGAGAGUCUUCAUCUUCAGGCUUUCGUCGUUGAGGGAUCGGAGAGGCCAGUCGUUUUCCCUCCUGAACGGGACACAUGGCUUCAAACAGCAUCUUUGACGCGUUCUCCAAUUACUCGUCUAGUUUAUUGCGAGACCCAAGCACGAGCAGACGGUUCACGCCGCCCUCCGCCUCAUUCCCGUGCGCCAAAGUGAGCGAGAGCCCGAACAUGAGCGCACCGGGCCCGCUGAGAACCGGGCGGCCCGUGGAGACCCGCUCUGUGGUGGACGUACUAGCGGAUCACGCCGGAGAGCUGGUGCGCACGGACAGCCCAAACUUUCUGUGCUCGGUCCUGCCGUCACACUGGAGGUGCAACAAAACUCUUCCCGUAGCUUUCAAGGUGGUGGCUCUGGGUGAUGUUCCUGACGGGACUCUGGUCACGGUGAUGGCGGGAAAUGAUGAGAAUUAUUCCGCGGAACUGAGAAACGCGUCUGCGGUGAUGAAGAACCAGGUGGCGCGAUUCAACGACCUGCGCUUCGUGGGAAGAAGCGGCAGAGGUAAGAGCUUCACUCUGACCAUCACUGUGUUCACCGGACCACCCCAGGUUGCCACAUACCACCGCGCUAUUAAAGUCACCGUGGACGGACCUCGAGAGCCAAGACGUCAUCGCGUGAAGCCGGACGAUCCUCAUAAACAGUUUUCCGAUCGACUCGGGGACAUCGAACGCUUUCAACGGAUGAGAAUGAACCCUGGCAAUGGGACCGCGCGUCCGCACCAAACACAUUACAGCCCCACCGGCACCUCACAGAUACCAGGAUUGUGGCCAGAUCAGAUCGAUGCUCCUGGACUGAAAACCUGCAAAGUUGAAGAUGACAUACGCUGGUCAGGUACAGAUCUGUUCCAACAGAGACCAUCGUUCCCAUCUCUGUCCCCAUUAACAGCUCCCCGUUUCUCUGAUUCACACAUGCAUUAUCCGGGUCCCUUUACCUACUCUGCCAACCCAUCCAGCACUGGAAUCGGAGGUCUCAGCGUGGCUAGCAUGCCCACCUCUAGCCGCUACCACACCUACUUGCCGCCUCCGUAUCCAGGCAACCAGAACCAGAACUCCCACUUCCAGACCAACUCCUCACCAUAUCACCUGUACUACGGCACUGGAUCCGGCUCCUACCAGUUCUCCAUGGUUCCCACCGGCAGCGCGGGAUCUGGGGGCGAAAGGUCACCCACACGCAUGCUGACGUCCUGCACCGCGGCGGGCGGAGCCGGCGGAACCGCGGGAGGCAACAACAGCCUGAUCAACGCCAGCCUCGGUAACCAAAGCGACGGGGUGGACGCCGAUGGCAGUCAUAGCAAUUCACCCACAGCGAUGAGCGGGUCGACACGCAUAGACGAGUCUGUCUGGAGGCCUUACUGAGAGAGUAAAAAAACUGGAAAAAAUUAUACAAACAGAUCAAAGGUUACAAGUCUUGCAUGUUUGAUUGUUUUGGGGGGGUUUGUUUUAAUAUGCCAUGUCUAUCGCUUCUAAACCAAAGACAUUGAAUGGCCAAAGACUAUUAAACAGACAGCUGACCUGUGAUCUACGUUUGCUCUGGACCUUUUGAAAAGGACAGAAACGGACGUCCAUCGAUCCAAAGAAAUGGAAGGAGGAACCAAGUACCACAGGGAAACAAGGUGUAUAUAGAAAAAAAUUCAUAAAAAAUGUUAAAAGUAAAAACAACCCAUAGUAAUAUAUCAGCUAUGUUUUUUGUUACUGAUAAAACCAAAGAAAACAGCUGUAGGUGCUUGUGUCGCCAAUAUGAAGGGGCUGUGUCUGUCCCAGUGUGUUUCAUCUGAAACAAGCCAAUUUAUCCAGCCUUAAAAUCUGCCUGAAAGCUGUCAUUCCCAAAGUGCGUUGCUGCAAAGACCAUUUAUCAUGCACAUAGUAUGGAAAAACUCACAAAAGCCACAGGACUUUGGUGGUGUCGGCAUUAAAGGACAGAGUGUGGAACUUUAAACGUGUAAAUACGGCACAAAUUCACCAAUGAUAAACAAAGCUUUCAUCCAAGGUGUCAGGUACUUUCCAAACGGCUGAAAUAGUCUUUAAAUAGUAAAAUGUGUAAUCAAUGAGCUCAUGUUAAGAAAAUAUGUUUGUCAUUGAAAGAAUAUUAGGGUGAAUCUUAUGAAAUCUUAUCCUCAAAACCGACAAGAGAAAUGAGAAUUAUAUAAGAAAAUGAAGCCUAUUUAAAUUUUAUACAUUGUUUUACUAUUAUACUUAUUUAUGCUGAUGAAUUUAUAACUUAUUACAAUACUGUAUUGCAGUAAAACAAUACUGUAUUACAGUUAAAUCUAAUUAGAAAAAAAACUUAAAAUGUCUAAACUGAUUAUUGAGAAUUAAGUCAAUAAAGCAAUGCUAAAAGGCUUCAUUGUCUUUUCACAAUGUAUAGAUUAUUUUUCGAGUUUUCGUGAGAUUCACCCUAGCUGUGAGUUGUUGUUUUGUUGAAUGUUUGAAGCUGAAACAAAACUCUUUUUUAGAAUCCAGAGACAGACCGGCGUUUUUUUUUUUCUUGCUUUGCGCCAAAAUCACGAACAAUUAAUUCGCCUUUUGAACUUGUGGGGACUUGUCUGUUGUUUUUAUUUUAUUUUAAUAGAUUUAGAGUAAUUAUUUUUAUCUCAGUGUUGAUUGCUUUUAAUGACUUGCAGUUUCUUCAGACUUACUGUGGUUUGUUUGAAC